Doryrhamphus excisus (bluestripe pipefish) is the source of this 4121-nucleotide messenger RNA. The record is from RefSeq and is a predicted model, not a curated record. Lineage: Eukaryota; Metazoa; Chordata; Actinopteri; Syngnathiformes; Syngnathidae.
AGGCACUGCUAGAAAAAACAACUGGAGAGGAAAUUUUUCGGGUCACAUCGGAAUAUCUUGACCAGGGAGGACUUACAUGGGAAAACUGCACAAGUGUUUGCACUGAUGGAGCUGCAGCUAUGGUCGGGCGCACCAAAGGCUUCGUGAGUCGAGUGAAGGAAGGAAACCCAGGUCUGAUUGUUACGCACUGUUUUUUGCACCGUGAGGCCCUCGUCGCUAAGACUUUACCAGCAGAACUGGUUCCUGUGUUGGAUGAUGUGGUGCGCAUAGUGAACUUUAUAAAGACACGACCUCUGAAAAGCCGGAUAUUCGCAUCUCUGUGUGAGGAAAUGGGAGCGGAGCAUAAAGCCUUAUUGCUCCAUACAGAGGUCCGAUGGCUGUCGCGAGGUAAGGUGCUGACCCGUGUGUAUGAGCUGCGAGAGGAACUUAAAAUGUUUCUAACAAAUGAGAGGUCUGAUUACUCAAAUCUGUUUGCAACUGAUGAGUGGUGCGCAAAGCUGGCAUACCUGGCUGAUAUAUUUCAUCAUCUGAAUGAACUGAACACAAGGAUGCAGGGCCGAAAUGAAAACCUGCUUACAAGCACAGAUAAAGUAAAUGGAUUCCGUUUAAAGGUGCACCUCUGGCAACAACAUGUGCAACGUGCCAACCUGGAGAUGUUCCACUGACAGAGAAACAGCAAAGUCCCACUGCUGCACUGUGUGAGGUAAUAGGUAAACAUCUGCAAAGUCUUAAGGAGAAGUUGUCAUUUUAUUUCUCUUCAGCCUCCACUGAAUGCUUUGACUGGGUUAGGGACCCAUACAGCUCAGCAUCAGUUGUUGGAAAGGUGGGACGUGCUUCUGUCCAUGUUGCUGACCGCCAUCUGUUUGCUUGUCCUACCAACGUCCUCGACCCCCGAGCAUGAGCCAGAUGACGCAAAGCUCCUCCAUGUGACCAUCCCGGCCAGUCCGCUCGUGUCCGCCGAGCUGGGCUCCUCGCUAACCUUGACCUGCUUGGUGUCGUUGGCCCAUCCGCCGCCGGCGCCAUCCACUAACGGCCGCCACGCCGUCCUGUCCCUGCCACGGGUCAAGUGGAGCCUGAUAGGCGACGACAAAAAGACGGAGAUCCUGGUUGCUCGUGGCGACAACGUGCAAGUCAGCGAGGCCUACGAGAGCCGAGCCUCACUGCUCCAUUACGGCGUAUCCCCGGCCGACUUGACGCUCAAGUUGGAGGGCGUAAGGCACAGUGAUGCUGGUUUGUACCGCUGUGAGGUGCAGCAGGGCCCCGAGGACGCCUUUGAUGUCAUAGAGGUUAAGGUUAAAGGGUUGGUGUUUCAUCAUCGGGAUGCAUCCAACAGCCACUCCUUCACCUUUGAGCGAGCACGCCAGGCCUGCCAGGCUAUCGGGGCACAAAUCGCAACCCCUGAGCAGCUCCUGGCGUCUUUCCACAGCGGGUACGAGCGGUGCCGCGCAGGAUGGGUCUCAGACCGCUCGGUCAGAUAUCCCAUUUGGGAGCCGCGAGACGGCUGCUUGGGCAACGCUGAUGGACUUCCAGAAGUGAGGAACGCUGAAACAUUGGAGCUUGAGCAGGUGUUUGAUGUUUACUGCUACGUGGGGGAUAUUGCAGGUGAGGUGUUCCAUGGCUCCAUCUCUGAGGGUUUCACCUUCUGGGAGGCCAAAGCUCACUGCCUGAGGGAGGGGGCGGAGCUAGCCAGCCCCGCCCAGCUGUAUGCAGCCUGGAAUGAGGGACUGAACCAUUGCAGCUCAGGGUGGCUGAAAGAUGCCAGUGUGCGACACCCCAUCCCAACUCCGAGGGGUCGUUGCGAAAUUGUGGAACCCCUGGGGCCAAGCAACCAGACGAUGUUCCCUGAAGAUCAGAGCCGGCAUGACGUCUACUGUUUCAGAGGCAAUCUUCACAUCCCAUCUCCAUCGUCUUUUCUUACAACUGAACCAGAGCACAUCAGCUAUCUUCGCUCUACACUCCCCAUCACAGAGGAGACACUCACCACUACAGGGGAGGAGGAGGCCCACACAAUAAGUUCUGUAACACAAAACCCUCUGGAGAAGGACUCUUUGACAUGGGGGGUUCCUCUGUCUGUGACUCUGGAGCCCGAGGAGAUCAGUGAGUCCCAUCAUCAAGAACUUCACAUAGAGCUUGGUCGUCAUCCAGCAUCUUCUGAUGCCGAGAGGCCGGUGUCCUCAGAGCCGCCAAGCCUCGAGAUCCUUAUUUUGAAUGCAACAUCAAGACCAGAUGAGCUCAGCAGCUCCUCGGAUGAACAUCAUCAUGUGGAUCACACCCGCACCCCAGAGGCUACGCCGCUCCAUCUGAGCACCUCUGGAGAUGUUUCCGGACAGGAGGCUGGAGUAUUUGAUGUGACGUCAUCCAUUCCAACAUCGCCUCACAGUGAAGAACCAAAUUUCUCCACCGUGUUACCUUUUUCUGACAAAAACACACCUGAGGACCAUCCAGAGGAGAGUGAGUCUGGAGAGGAGAGAGGAAAUGUAAUGACGGACAUCCUGGUUGCUAAGGAAACCACCACAAUGGCCUCCUCUGAGCCAUCAACUGAGUCAAGUUCUGAUGCUGGUGAGGAGCAUCCAGGUGAAGCGUCCAUCACGUCAGCGACACCAGGUGACCUCAGUCCACACGUCCAUCACGUCGAGAUCCCGACAGCAGAGGUCACUGUGAUGCCACGCUUCAGUGUGGACUUGAUCCACUCCUCUGCGAGCCCACCCGGCACCACCACCGAGGUUGUUAGCUUGAUCCCAGAUAACACUGAAACACAUGAUCACACAGAAUCAGUUCACAAUGUCACAGACCAUGAUGGACCUGAUGACCCAAGGGAAACCACAACCAAAUUAUCAGGUUUCUGGUCAGAAGACAGUCCAGAGGGCCUGGUCUUAUCAAACCCGACUCAAUUACCAGACCACCACGGUGAAUUUGGAACACAUGAACCUGAAACCACACAGAUCCCUCACGUGACAACACACAGGGAACCAGGACCUACCUCCUCUACACUGCCGGAGUCUGGAUCCAAUACAGAGUCCAGUACUCCCCUUUUUGUAACCUUGCAUGAAGUCACAAAGGAUGGAGCAGUGGACUGGACCACCAGCACAACGAGUGGACCUCAGGGAGAGGAGACCAUUACUGAUUUGGGCAAAAGAUGCACUGGUUGUCACCACCAACAUCACACCUUGGAGAACUUCACUGACCCAACUGUGGAGCCGGAAGUACCGACCGCCAUGGCUGCUCGACGUGAAGUCAUCUCAAGUACUGACUCGUGCCAGGAGCGGCCAUGUUUGAACGGAGGAACGUGCGUGGACGGCAAUGUGCCCACGUGCCUCUGCCUGCCUGGGUACGGCGGGGUCCUCUGCCAGACAGACGCCGAGGCGUGCGAGGACGGCUGGGAGAAGUUCCAAAGCUUCUGCUAUCGUCACGUGACCUCGCGGCAGAGCUGGGAGGGGGCGGAGCAACACUGCCGUACGAUUGGCGGACACCUGAUCUCCAUUAUGACCCCUGAGGAGCAACAUCACAUCAACGACAAAUACAAAGAAUAUCAGUGGAUCGGCCUGAACGACAAAACCAUCGAGGGAGACUUUCGCUGGUCGGACGGUAACCUUCUGCUGUUCGAGAACUGGCACAAAGGACAGCCUGACAGCUACUUCCUGUCCGGAGAGGACUGUGUUGCCAUGGUGUGGCACGACGGCGGGCGCUGGAGCGACGUGCCAUGCAACUACCACCUGUCCUACACCUGCAAGAAGGGCCUAUCAUCCUGCGGUCAACCGCCGACAGUUCCCAACGCCAAGCUCUUUGGUAAGACACGUGCACGCUACGAGACGCACGCCAAGGUACGCUAUCACUGUGAGCAAGGCUUCAUGCAGAAGAUGAAUCCCGUCAUCAGCUGCCUGCCCGGCGGCCAGUGGGAGGAGCCAAUGAUCGCCUGCCUACCAGCUCUCUCGCAGGAGGAACGCUCUGUGAGUUCAGCUCCUCAAACACCAAAGGAGGAGGAGAUGACGGAGGUCCACACGGAGAGCAGCUCUCCAAGUCUGGGACAUUCAUAAGUAGAACAUCUCAAGUCAUCCUCUGCUUUAUGGACUGUCACUAACCUUAGUUUUUCAAAUAAAAUCAUUGUAAUCCAGAACAGUACA